AUGGAACCCGGGUCCGGUUCAGGAAUCGACCCGGACGAGAAGAACGACCCCAACCAAGAAGCACGGGCCGAUGAGCAGCAAAGCCAAGCCCAACGCGAGGACCCCGCCUCUACUACUGGGUUGCCGAGCGCCGCAGCAGCCGAGCACGGCGGCGGCAAUGUCGCCGCCGCCUCCCCCUCUCCGCCGGCACCCCCCUCCGCCCCGACCAUCCCGCGCUCCCUACGACGCCCGCCGCUUCCUCCCCAUGCCCCGACCUCCCAGCGCUCCCGACGACGCCCGCCGCUGCUUCUCUCCGAGGUGACCAUCGACCGGCCCCGGUCGGGAUGGAGCGGCGUGCUGAUCAGAGGCGCCCACGACGGCGAGGCGUCGUCCUCCGGUACGGCGGGGGACGACGACGGGAAGGGCAAGAAGGCCGCGGAAACUCCUCCUCCUCCUCCUCCGGAGGCGAGCCUGUCUCCGCCGAGGGACGAACGGAAGGGCAAGGGGAUCGCUAAAACUCCUUCCCCGGAAAAUACCACGGAAUGGUCUCCUCUGAGCUCCCCGGGAACCGGCGGCAGGGAGCAGGCCAAGAAGACGUUCCUGCGCAAGGUUGUAGACUACAGCAAGAACAAGGUUUUCUGUAGAGGAGGAAUCAAUCAAAAUUCCGCAGGACCUUCAGAGAUACCUCAUGUGGCUUACGAGACAAUGUCCACCACCAAUGCAAGUCAAGUCCUUAAUUAUUAUUUCGACCGCCUUGUCAACCAUUGGCAUGAAAGACGAAAGGAUCCGGUGAAUUUGAUGAUCCUUCAUAAAAAGUAUUCAAAAAUUAGGACAGUGGAAGGAGAUGGGGAGUGUUUCUACAGGAGCUUCAUAUUUUCCUACCUUGAGCAAGUUAUUGAUAUGAAAGACACAUAUGAGGAACAGCGUGUCCUUGCUAUUGCCGAAAGGGCGGCUAUCCAACAUACACGUUAUGUAUGGGCCUCUGAGUUUCCCAGGAGCCACGAAAUGCACAAUUUCUUUGCAGUAGUGGCCUGCCCUUACAGUUUUCACCCUGUUGACGCAUUUAAGAAGCUGAUAAAGAAAAUAAUGCGCUGGAAGAGUCGAGGCAGAUUCAACUUCAGACCAUCAACCAACAGCCACCGUAAGCAGAAACUUCUCGAGUUCUUCAGCACUUACGAGAGAACAGAAGACAUUUUUGUUUUCCUCAGAUUAUUAGCAGCUAUCGAGAUAUGCUCGGACAGGGAGGAAUAUGAACCGCAUAUAGCUGGUCUUGGACAAAAUUGCAGUUUGGAAGAUUGGUGUCUUCGUCACGUUACUCGGCGUCGUGAGUGGGCGGACAUUGUUCAAAUGAGGGCCUUGGCAAGCGCGUUUGAGGUGCCCCUCACAUUGCUGCCGUUCGAUGUAGGAGAUGCUCAACCAAUCUACAUCUGUUUUGGAGUCCCCCUUGCGCGUGUGACAUUGCUGUUCACCGGCAACCAUUAUGACAUCCUCUACCUGGGUCCUCCUAAGCCCAAAGAGGAAGUAGAUCCCCAUGCAAAAAGCCAAGGGACUUUGCCUGCUCGGGCUGAACGCCAAGCUCUCAAUGCACAACAGAUUUUUCGUGAUCAGAGCGAAAGACAAGAUCUCGAUGCACAAAACCAAGAGAUUUUGCCUGUUCAGACUGAAAGCCAAGAUCGUGAUGCAGAAAACCAAGAGAUUUUGCCUGCUCAGACUGAAAACCAAGUCUUGAUGCAGAAAACCAAGAGAUUUCGCUAGAUUAGUAGUUGAGUUGGUCUGCUGCCUACGAAUAGAAGCGUUUUGCAGAUCGUUUAGUUGGUAGAGAAUUAGGCAUACACUGAUGAAGCUGGUAGGGGCAUAUACUUGUGCAUUCUUUCUUUCUUUCUUUCUUUCUUUCUUUCUUUCUUCUGUGGGCACAUAUACUUCUGGUGGCCAAUGGAUUGAUCAGUUAGUUGCUCCCUUUGCCUGAAAAGUGUGGCAAGGAAGAAAAACGUGUGUAGUAUCGUUGGCUGGUUCUUUUGUGAUGAUCACAUUCAUUUGUGCUCAACUUGUGUUGACACGAACUGCUGGUGCUAAUAAAUUGAUCGGUUUUCAUACAA
Brachypodium distachyon (stiff brome) is the source of this 2075-nucleotide messenger RNA. RefSeq lists its product as uncharacterized. The record is from RefSeq and is a predicted model, not a curated record. Gene Ontology annotation, biological process: protein K48-linked deubiquitination. The transcript is spliced from 10 exons. Bases 1 to 1734 code for a protein of 577 amino acids. Gene Ontology annotation, molecular function: ubiquitin binding; cysteine-type deubiquitinase activity. Gene Ontology annotation, cellular component: nucleus. NCBI's taxonomy places the organism in Eukaryota, Viridiplantae, Streptophyta, Magnoliopsida, Poales, Poaceae.